Messenger RNA from Serendipita indica DSM 11827, 906 nucleotides. Lineage: Eukaryota; Fungi; Basidiomycota; Agaricomycetes; Sebacinales; Serendipitaceae. The record is from the annotation of a GenBank genome assembly.
AUGAGCGCCGUCAUCAAAAGCCUGCGACCAGAUCCCGAUGUUGACUUGAAGAAUACCGUCGAAUACGCCAGUAUCUGCUUGGACUGUUUGUAUAAACUCCCCCAGGCGGCAGCAGCACAACGGGUUGGAACAAACAGUGACCAGCGGCGAGUCCGAGAACAUCGGCACACCUUUGAACAACAACUGGAGACCUUUGUCUCCACUCUGAAGGAUUGCUAUGUCUUUGCAGAUAACGUCGGCAUGCUCCGCGACAACCUUGACACGGCGUCAGCAAAAGAAGUCCGUUCGGUCGUGGAAGAAAUGGCCGUAGCUGGAGAAAGAAUCCAUUCGCAAGUGCUCGCAAGUAUCGCCAGGCUUCAUCAGUACUCCCAGACUAGCCCUUACGAUACUGUUUGGCCUAUGACAGCCAAGAAUGAUGCCAACGAAGCCGCCUUGGACGGUCCAAUGCUUCGAACCCAGUUCCGAAACGCAAUACAAGGACUCUUGACAUCCUUCAACCAUAUAUCCGAGUUCUGGAAUGAUCAAGCGGUUGCCUUGAAGACCUCCUUAAACGGGAAAGAUGGUGAAUUCGGUCUCACAGCAGACCAAGCUAUCACGCUGGCAGAUAGAUGGGCACGUCACUCACCUAUCAUCAUGGAGACGGUUCACUCUCUUGUCAAAAUCUGUGAUGCGCUUACCGUUGAACCCGAGCUCCGGCAAGGCUCUCAACGGCAGACCAGCUUUUCGACCACCUUUACCUCUAGGACACCAGAACAAAGGAAAUACACUCCGAGACUGAUUGGAGAAUCCCCUAAUUCCCUCCCUGAAGCAGAUCAGUCAUCUCAAGGGAGUCGCCCAAGCGCUGGUAGCGAGGGGAGUCGACCUAAUAAAGCUCCAACGGCCAUUUCUGGAAAUAGAAAGCUAUAA